Molecule: messenger RNA, 2382 nt
Organism: Euleptes europaea (tarantolino)
Lineage: Eukaryota; Metazoa; Chordata; Lepidosauria; Squamata; Sphaerodactylidae
Gene: SLC9A6
Product: solute carrier family 9 member A6
Exons: 16
Coding region: 1-2100 (699 amino acids)
Biological process (GO): proton transmembrane transport; regulation of pH; sodium ion transport
Cellular component (GO): recycling endosome; membrane
Molecular function (GO): sodium:proton antiporter activity
Source: RefSeq, a predicted model, not a curated record
AUGGCCGCCCCGGCCCAGCGGGGCCGAUGCCGGGGAGCCGGGCCGCGGGGAGCCGUGCCCCCGCUCCUGGGGCUGCUGCUGCUGCUGCUGGCGGCGGCUGGGCUGGACCCCCUGGCGGACCCGCCCGCCUUGGCCACCCGGCCCGUGGCCCUGGAGGAGGAGAUCGUGUCCGAGAAGGCGGCCGAAGCCAGCCACCGCCAGGACAGCGCCAACCUGCUCAUCUUCAUCCUCCUGCUCACCCUCACCAUCCUCACCAUCUGGCUCUUCAAGCACCGCCGGGCGCGCUUCCUGCACGAGACGGGGCUGGCCAUGAUCUAUGGUGUUCUAGUGGGCGUUGUCCUUCGUUAUGGUAUCCACGUUCCCAGUGAUGUCAACAACGACACCUUAAAGUGCCAAGUGCAGACAAGCCCUGCCACUCUGCUGCUCAACGUCAGUGGAAAGUACUAUGAAUAUACCCUCAAGGGGGAAAUCAGCCCCCAUGAAUUGAAUAAUGUUCAGGAUAAUGAGAUGCUCAGAAAGGUGACAUUUGACCCAGAAGUGUUUUUCAACAUCUUACUUCCUCCAAUUAUAUUUUAUGCAGGAUACAGCUUGAAAAGGAGGCAUUUUUUCCGCAACCUGGGAUCCAUUCUAGCAUAUGCAUUCCUAGGAACAGCAAUCUCUUGUUUCAUGAUAGGAUCCAUCAUGUAUGGCUGUGUUGCUCUGAUGAAAGUGACAGGACAGCUUGGGGGAGAUUUCUACUUUACUGAUUGUCUCUUGUUUGGUGCCAUCGCUUCAGCUACUGACCCAGUGACCGUGCUUGCCAUAUUCCAUGAGCUUCAAGUUGACGUCGAGCUGUACGCCCUUCUCUUUGGUGAAAGUGUCCUCAACGAUGCAGUUGCCAUCGUGUUGUCUUCUUCAAUCGUAGCUUACCAGCCAGCAGGUGACAACAGCCACACUUUUGACGUCACAGCAAUGUUCAAGUCCAUUGGGGUUUUCCUGGGGAUAUUCAGUGGAUCAUUUGCUAUGGGAGCUGCCACUGGAGUUGUCACUGCUUUGAUAUCUAAGUUUACCAAACUCCGUGAGUUCCAGCUGUUGGAAACUGGCUUGUUUUUCUUGAUGUCCUGGAGCACCUUUCUGUUAGCUGAAGCUUGUGGCUUUACAGGUGUUGUAGCAGUGCUGUUUUGUGGCAUCACUCAAGCGCACUACACAUACAACAACUUGUCUCCAGAAUCUCAGCACAGAACUAAGCAGCUAUUUGAGCUUCUCAACUUCUUAGCUGAGAACUUCAUCUUCUCCUACAUGGGUCUUACGCUGUUCACCUUCCAGAAUCAUGUGUUUAAUCCAACAUUUAUAGUGGGAGCUUUUCUGGCAGUGUUCUUGGGGAGAGCUGCAAACAUUUAUCCUCUAUCCUUCCUCCUUAAUUUGGGAAGAAGAAACAAGAUUGGGACGAAUUUACAGCACAUGAUGAUGUUUGCUGGCCUGCGUGGUGCCAUGGCCUUUGCCUUGGCCAUUCGGGACACGGCCACCUAUGCGCGGCAGAUGAUGUUCAGCACUACGCUUCUGAUCGUGUUUUUCACAGUCUGGGUCUUUGGUGGUGGCACCACUGCAAUGCUCUCGUGCUUGCAUAUUAGGGUUGGCGUAGAUGCAGAUCAGGAGAACUUGGGUGUGCCAGAAAAUGAAAGGAGAAGUACAAAAGCAGAGAGUGCCUGGCUGUUCAGGUUAUGGUACAACUUUGAUCAUAACUACUUGAAACCUCUCCUGACCCAUAGUGGCCCUCCUCUUACAACGACACUCCCAAGCUGCUGUGGGCCUAUUGCUCGGUGCUUGACAAGCCCUCAAGCUUAUGAGAAUCAAGAGCAGCUGAAGGAUGAUGAUUCAGAUCUUAUUUUGAAUGAUGGAGACAUCAGUUUGACAUACGGGGAUUCCACCGUGAAUACAGAUUCCCUGACAUCUGGUACAUCUAGAAGAGCAGCAGGAAAUGGCUCCGAGGAUGCCCUGGACCAGGAGCUUGGUUUUGGGGACCAUGAACUUGUCAUACGGGGUACACGCUUAGUUCUGCCGAUGGAUGACUCAGAGCCUCCUUCAAAUGUAGUAGAUAAUGCAAGACAUGGCCCAGCGUAAGAUUGUUGCUGGAUUUGACUCGCAGUCAAAAAAAAUUCCAUGUAUGAUCAUGAAGACAAAUGUACUACCUAUGACAAAAACCUACUGCAUGUCUCAGAAUGUCUAAGCUGUAUAAAUAUUAUUUAUUUAUAUGGUGUUAGGAGAAUAUAACUAUCCGUAUGAGACAACUUGUGAAGAGCAAGGUGUUAAUUCCUUCAGUUAAAAAACAAAACAAACACCUCAUGGACAGCACGGUGUAGGGUGGAACUGUUUUAGAACAAAAUUCUGUUGUGUGGAGAAGAA